AUUUUCACCGCCAAUUCUAGGAAGAAGAAAAAAAUCCUCUGUGAUUCUGCCAUGGAUAGAGCUUUUCAAAGAACAAAAAUCUUCACAAAUCAUCUCCUCCUUCAAUCCUCUGAUCCGCUUUCGUCCCUCUCAUCAAACGCUUGUUUGAGUUACUCCACUCCCGAAGAUUCCGAAAGCUACGUGUUCGACGUCAAGCAGAUGCGGAACCUAAUCGACGGACAUGAUGUGGAGGAACGUGAUUGGCUGUUCGGAUUGAUGAUGCGGAGCGAUUUGUUCAACCCGAAGGUGAGGGGCGGGAAGGUGUUCGUGUCGCCGGAUUAUACACAGUCGAUGGAGCAGCAACGGGAGAUGACGAUGAAACGGAUCGAGUAUUUGCAGGAUAAAGGAGUGUUCAAAGGAUGGUUAACGGAGAAGGAAGAAGAUAUCGUGUUGAGGAUAUGCGCUUUCCUUGAGGUUCUGAGUAUCUUCGAUCAUUCCAUCAAAAUUAGGGUCGGAGUUCACUUCUUCUUGUGGGGUGGUGCCAUCAAAUUUCUCGGUACAAAACACCAUCAUGACAAGUGGCUGAGGGCUAGUGAAAAUUUCACGGUCAAGGGUUGCUUUGCAAUGACGGAGUUGGGGCAUGGAAGUAAUGUUCGCGGUAUCGAAACAGUAACAACUUAUGAUACAAACACAGGCGAAUUCGUCAUUAAUACUCCGUGUGAAUCAGCUCAGAAGUAUUGGAUUGGUGGGGCAGCUAAUCAUGCGACGCAUACAGUUGUGUUUUCACAGCUGCAUAUCAAUGGAACCAACCAAGGGGUUCAUGCGUUUCUAGUUCAAAUCAGGGACGCUGAUGGUAACAUAUGUCCAAACAUUCGUAUUGCUGACUGUGGCCACAAAAUUGGUUUAAAUGGUGUUGAUAAUGGUCGGAUUUGGUUUGACAAUGUUAGAGUGCCCAGAGAAAACUUGUUAAAUGCAGUUGCUUAUGUUUCACAUGAUGGACAGUAUAUAAGUCCAAUAAAGAACCCGGAUCAGAGAUUUGCUGCAUCCAUGGCCCCUCUAAGAGGAGGUCGUCUUAAUGUCUCGGUUAAUGCAGUUUAUCAAUCAAAGGUUGGUUUAGCAAUUGCCAUUAGGUAUGCACUAACAAGGAGAGCAUUUUCUCUCAAACAAAAUGAACCGGAGGUCUUAUUGCUAGAUUACCCAAGUCAUCAACGACGACUCUUCCCUCUUGUUGCAAAAGCUUAUGCAAUGAGUUUUGCAGCAAAUUACUUUAAAAUGCUGUAUAGGAAGAGGACACCAGAGUCGAACAAAACCGUUCAUGUAGUUUCAAGUUCAUUCAAAGCAACUUUUACUUGGAAUAACAUGCAAAUACUUAAGGUAUGUCGUGAAGCUUGCGGAGGACAAGGAUUAAAGACCGAGAAUCGUGUCGGUCAUCUGAAAGCUGAAUUUGAUGUGCAAUCCACAUUUGAGGGCGACAAUACUAUCUUGAUGCAGCAGGUCAGCAAGGCUCUUCUCGCCGAAUACGUUGCAGUUCGAAAACGGAACAAGGGUUUCACGGCUCUGGGAUUAGGACACAUGAAUAAACCCCGCCCUGUCAUUCCGUCACAGCCAACGAGCACGACCCUCCGAUGCAGCGAAUUCCAGAUGGAUGCCUUGUGUUUAAGGGAGCGAGAUUUGUUGGAUCAUUUUGUUGCUGAGGUCUCGAAUUGUAGAGCUAGAGGAGCAAGUUCCGAGCAGGCUUUCAAUAUGUGUUAUCAGCUAGGAGAGGAUUUGAGCAGAGCUUUCUCGGAACGAGCAAUAUUUCAAACAUUUGUUGAGGCUGAAGCAACUCUACCUGCUGGUUCACUCAAGGAUGUAUUAGGUUCAUUGAGAUCAUUAUAUGCCUUGACUUGCACCGAAGAUGCUUCGUAUCUCCGGUACGGCUACCUAUCGGUCGACAACGGUGCCGGUGUACGGAGAGGGAUAGCGAAAAUGUGCAGCGAACUCCGACCGCAUGCGCUUGCUUUGGUCACUUCCUUUGGCAUCCCCGACGCUUUUCUCAGCCCUUUAGCCUUCAAUUGGAUCGACGCAAAUUCUUGGUCUUCGGUUGAGGCGUGAGCAAUGGAACGGGUAUGCCACUUGAAUUUUACCAAAU
Messenger RNA from Hibiscus syriacus, 2110 nucleotides. Its product is annotated as acyl-coenzyme A oxidase 3, peroxisomal-like. The transcript has 13 exons. The coding region runs from base 52 to 2073 and encodes 673 amino acids. Lineage: Eukaryota; Viridiplantae; Streptophyta; Magnoliopsida; Malvales; Malvaceae. Gene Ontology annotation, biological process: fatty acid beta-oxidation using acyl-CoA oxidase; lipid homeostasis. Gene Ontology annotation, cellular component: peroxisome. The record is from RefSeq and is a predicted model, not a curated record. Gene Ontology annotation, molecular function: FAD binding; acyl-CoA oxidase activity; fatty acid binding.